This is a messenger RNA of Parnassius apollo (apollo), 861 nucleotides long. NCBI's taxonomy places the organism in Eukaryota, Metazoa, Arthropoda, Insecta, Lepidoptera, Papilionidae. The record is from the annotation of a GenBank genome assembly.
AUGUCCUUUGAUACGGAAAGGUUCAUUAGUGAAAUACAGAAUAGACCAUGCAUAUGGAACAUGUCGAGUGAAGAAUACAGCAACAGAGUAUUAAAGCAGAGCAAUUGGAAUGAAGUCGCUGAUAUUAUAUACGAUGAGUGGCAAAACUUAGAAGAAAACACUAAACAAAAAAGGACAAAAGCUCUUCAAAAGAAGUGGAAAGUGUUAAGAGAUGGCUUUAGACGUUAUGUCAAUAAAACAAAAAAAAUUAAGAGUGGCUCGGGAGCUAUUAAACUACGACAGUAUGUUUACUAUCAUCAGUUGUCAUUCUUGUUGCCAUUGACGGAGGAGAAAGCUGGUACUGAAGAUAGUUUGGAAAAUGAAUCGACUGAAGAUGCAGUUACUGAAGAGAAAAUACCACAGCGUGGUCGUAAGAGGACUAGUACGUCCAAAGAAGACAAUUUAAUUACACAACUGGCGAUAAAUUUGAAUAAAAAAUACAACGAAACUACAUUUGAUGAUAAAACCGAUGAUGACAAAUUAUUUCUUAUGGCUCUACACGGUGACUUUAAAAAAAUUUCUGACGACUACAAAUUAGAUGCUAAGACAGACAUACUGAAAGUUAUAAAAAAAUACAAAGUGUUAUCCUCUGACGUCAAUUUAUAUUCUAAUCAGACCUCAUUACGCUCGCAGUUUAACUAUCACCAGCCCUCAUACUCGCAGUUCAGCCAUCAGUCAUCGUCAUCCUACUCGCAGCCAAGCUAUGAUGAUUUCAGUAGUGGCUACAGUACUGGACCUCCUCAAGCAUCUACCAGUCGACCACUACAAACUGAUAUCACCAUUGGCUACAGCACUGGAGUUCCUCAAGCAUGUACCAGCUGA